CGAGCUCACGCGUCACUAGUAAUGUCUAUCGGCGAGAGAAUCCAGGGCGCAUGCGCGAUGCCUGCUUGACUCUGAAAAGGUAGUUAAUGGUGGUCACGCUUUGGGACACCUAGUUGAAAUCUCCUACUUUGUGGCAUACUGAGCUGUGCUGCCAUGGAACAAGACGCUCAGAGAAAAGCAAACUUUUCAACUCUAGUUAGCCAUACCAAUGGACUGAGUAAAAGUUCUGCCCUGCCCACCAAACCCUCAGCUUCAAAAAAGUUAAUCAUUAAGAAUUUUAAAGACAAACCGAAGCUGCCGGAUAAUUACACUCAGGACACUUGGCAGAAGCUUCAUGAAGCUGUGAACGCCAUAGAAAGCAGCACCUCCAUAAAGUACAACCUGGAGGAACUUUACCAGGCUGUGGAAAACCUAUGCUCCUAUAAAGUUUCACACACACUAUAUAAACAGCUCCGCCAAGUAUGUGAGGAACACAUGAAGUCUCAGAUCGACCAGUUCAGAGAAGAAUCUCUUGACAGCUUUCUGUUUUUAAAGAAGGUGAACUUGUGUUGGAAAGAUCACUGUAGGCAAAUGAUUAUGAUUCGAAGCAUUUUCCUAUUUCUGGACCGGACCUAUGUCUUGCAGAACUCGAUGCUUCCUUCUAUAUGGGAUAUGGGUUUGGAGUUAUUCCGUUGUCAUGUUGUGAGUGAUAAGUUAGUUCAGGCAAAAACAAUAGAUGGCAUCCUCCUUCUGAUUGAGAAAGAGCGGUCUGGAGAGGCUGUGGACCGAAGCCUGCUGAGAAGUUUACUUGGUAUGCUUUCCGACUUGCAAGUGUACAAAGAUUCUUUUGAAGGAAGGUUUUUGGAGGAAACAAAUUGCUUGUAUGCAGCUGAAGGGCAGAGACUAAUGCAAGAGAGAGAGAUUCCUGAAUAUUUACAUCAUGUGAAUAAGCGCUUAGAAGAAGAGGUUGAUAGAGUCAUUACAUAUUUAGACCAUGGAACACACAAACCUUUAAUAGCUUGUGUGGAGAAACAGCUACUAGGCGAACACUUGGCUGCCAUCUUACAAAAAGGGCUGAAGAACAUGCUGGAUGAGAACAGAGUUGUGGACCUGACUCUUAUGUAUCAGCUCUUCAGCCGGGUCAGAGGUGGUCAGUCAAUCCUGCUGCAGCACUGGGGGGAGUACAUUAAAAAUUUUGGGAGCUCAAUAGUUGUCAAUCCUGAAAAGGAUAAGGACAUGGUCCAAGACUUGCUGGAUUUCAAAGAUAAGGUGGACCAUAUCAUUGAUGUCUGCUUCCAGAAAAAUGAGAAGUUUAUCAAUGUAAUGAAGGAGUCAUUUGAAACCUUUGUCAAUAGGAGAGCUAAUAAGCCAGCAGAACUGAUAGCUAAAUAUGUUGAUUCUAAGCUCCGCUCAGGGAACAAAGAGGCCACAGAUGAAGAACUAGAGCGAUGCCUUGAUAAAAUUAUGAUCAUAUUUAGAUUCAUCCACGGUAAAGAUGUGUUUGAGGCAUUUUAUAAGAAAGACCUUGCUAAAAGACUAUUGGUGGGAAAAAGUGCGUCUGUUGAUUCGGAGAAAUCAAUGUUAUCUAAACUUAAACACGAGUGCGGUGCUGCCUUUACCAGUAAACUGGAGGGAAUGUUUAAAGACAUGGAGCUGUCAAAAGAUGUAAUGAUUCAAUUCAAGCAGUAUAUGCAGAAUCACAGUGAUCCUGGCAACAUAGACUUGACCGUCAAUAUACUGACAAUGGGUUACUGGCCAACCUAUACCCCAAUGGAUGUGCACUUACCACCAGAGAUGGUAAAACUUCAGGAAAUAUUCAAGACUUUUUAUCUUGGUAAACACAGUGGCAGAAGACUUCAGUGGCAGUCCACGCUCGGGCACGCAGUAUUAAAAGCAGAAUUUAAACAAGAGAAGAAAGAACUUCAGGUAUCUUUGUUUCAAACCCUGGUGCUUCUCAUGUUCAACGAGGGAGAUGAAUUCAGCUUUGAAGAAAUUAAACUAGCUACAGGAUUAGAGGAUAGUGAGCUGAGACGAACUCUACAGUCACUUGCUUGUGGAAAAGCAAGAGUGCUGAAUAAAACGCCAAAAAGUAAGGACGUUGAAGAUGGAGAUAAGUUUAACUUUAAGGAGGACUUUAAGCACAAGUUAUAUCGAAUUAAGAUCAACCAAAUUCAGAUGAAGGAGACGGUGGAAGAACAGGUUACCACGACAGAAAGAGUUUUCCAAGACAGACAGUACCAGAUUGAUGCAGCGAUUGUACGCAUUAUGAAAAUGAGAAAAACCCUUACUCACAACCUUCUGGUCUCUGAACUAUAUAAUCAGUUGAAAUUCCCUGUAAAGCCUGGAGACCUGAAGAAGAGGAUUGAAUCAUUAAUUGAUAGAGACUACAUGGAAAGGGACAAAGAAAACUCAAAGCAGUACCAUUACCUGGCAUGAGGAACUUGCCGCCGCUGUGGUAGUGUGGUGAAGACGUAGAUAGACAUUAAGUGCUCACCUAAGGUUUAUUGGCAGAGCAGCAGACGCUUGACAUCCCAGCAUUAAUAAACCUUAGUAAUAUUCAAUUAGUAUUAUAGGUAAUUUUGUUUUGUGUGACUGUUUAAAGGAUGUUCUACUAAUUAUUUUUGGCAUAUGCGCAUAAUAAUAUGUAGCCUUCUGUUUCCCCAGUCAGCAGUGACAUGUACUUUAUUUCCGCUCAUAUUCUUCCAUAUUAUUUUGGCUUGUCACACUCAUCACCACUGCAACAACCAGUAGGCCCUUAAUGCUGCAAUCCUUAUUAUUGGUUGAGAGCCGAAUUAAAUUGCAGGAAACCCAGCUAUUACAGUAUAUACUCUGUUCUUUUUAAAGGACACCUGUCAGCAGAUUUGUAGCUAUGAAACUGCUGACCUGUUACAUGGGCGCUUGGCAGCUGAAGGGCUCUGUGUUGGUCCCAUGUUCAUAUGUGUCUGCAUUGCUGAGACAUAUGAAGUCUUAAUAAAUGCAAAUGAGCCUCUAGGAGCAACAUGGGCGUUGCCGUUACACCUAGAGGCCCCACUUUCUCUGCAACUGCUGCCCCCUCUCCACUUUGAUAGGGCUAGGCAGUGAAAACCUCAUCGUGCCUGCCCCUUUCAAACCAGGUGCAUAGGGAAUGGCAGUUGCAGAGAACGCCAAGUCUUUAGGAGUAAUGGUAACGCCUCCAUUGCCCCUAAAGGCUCAUUUGCAUAUAUUAAAGCUUAAUUUUUCUCAGCAAUGCGGACACAUAUGAACAUGGGACGAACACAGAUGACUUCAGCAGCCAAGCGCACAUGUAACAGAUCAGCCAGUUUCAUAGGUACAAAUCUGCUGACUGAUACCCUAUAGAAUUACAACUAAACUAUAAACUGUGUAUCUACGCUUUAAUACUGGGCACCUGCUUUACAGGCUGUGAAGUUGGGAAAUAUCCGCCUAUAGACAAAGCCAUAAUGUGGCACAAUGCUGCAGGUGUUUAUGCCAACUUUAUCCUAGGGUGAACCAUUUCUGCUUUCAGUGUCAUUCAGGGUCCAUUCACACUUUCCGUGAAUGUGUCCGCACCCGUUCUGCAAUUUUGCGGAACGGGUGCCGGCCCAUUCAUUCUCUAUGGGGCAGGAAUGGAUGUGGACAGCACACAGUUUUCUGUCCGCAUUUUCAGGGCGCGCCCCCCGAUCUUCCGGUCCGCGGCUCCGGAAAAAAAUAGAACAUGUCCUAUUCUAGUCCGCAAUUGCAGACAAGAAUAUGUAGUUCUAUGGGGGUGCCGGCCAGGUGUAUUGCAGAUCCACAAUACACUACGGACAUGUGAAUGGACCCUUACUCUAUUUUCCACAGUCUGUGACAUAACAGCUUGUCACUGUCCGUGUGCUGGCUAACAUAUGAACUAGUGAUUCUGCCUGACUUUCAAUGACAAUUCAAUAUAACAUGUAAGGAUUCCCUUCUCUGGUAGAAUCCGAGUAUCUUUACCUGACAGAGCAACUGAUUUGCCAUUGUCUCAUUCUGAAGUGAUAACACUGCAAACAGCCAUUGGUGGAGAUUACCAGAGUACUUUACCCGAGUGAUUAAUCAAGGUCGCUCAUAUUACUGUACUAGUAUAUUACACGUCUCCCACCAUUGCACAUGAAAUGUACUGAACAUUAUUGCUGCCUUGAGAGGUAAUUGACCUUUAUUAAUCAUUCCCGCUGGAGCACUUAGUAG
This is a messenger RNA of Bufo bufo (common toad), 4158 nucleotides long. It is a transcript of the gene CUL4A, whose product is annotated as cullin 4A. The record is from RefSeq and is a predicted model, not a curated record. Lineage: Eukaryota; Metazoa; Chordata; Amphibia; Anura; Bufonidae. Gene Ontology annotation, cellular component: Cul4A-RING E3 ubiquitin ligase complex. Bases 154 to 2415 code for a protein of 753 amino acids. Gene Ontology annotation, biological process: protein ubiquitination; ubiquitin-dependent protein catabolic process; DNA damage response. The transcript has 21 exons. Gene Ontology annotation, molecular function: ubiquitin protein ligase binding.